Molecule: messenger RNA, 1377 nt
Organism: Purpureocillium takamizusanense
Lineage: Eukaryota; Fungi; Ascomycota; Sordariomycetes; Hypocreales; Ophiocordycipitaceae
Exons: 2
Coding region: 1-1377 (458 amino acids)
Biological process (GO): transmembrane transport
Cellular component (GO): fungal-type vacuole membrane
Molecular function (GO): transmembrane transporter activity
Source: RefSeq, a predicted model, not a curated record
AUGGCUACCAGAACUGCGUCUGUGAGCACGUAUGAGUUACAUGAACGGUUGAGUCUACACGUCGAUGUUGCUGGCACUGAUGACCAAACCGCUCUCGAUGUCGAUGACAACCCGGAGGAGGCCCCGGUGCAAGACCGGUUUCGGCCGGUCGAUGGUGGGCGAGAUGCUUGGGUUGUCCUGAUAGCGGCCUUUGUCUUCGAGGCCUUGUUUUGGGGUUUCCCAAUGUGCUUUGGCGUUUUUCAGAACUACUACAGCAAGCUUCCAGAAUUCCGCGAUGACAUUUCCAAGGUGCCCAUGGUUGGAACACUGGCACAGGGCCUGACAACGCUUGGUUGUCCCCUUUCUGCCUUUGUCGCAACGCGUUUCCCACGGUAUCGGAAGCCUCAGAUAUGCGUUGGGUGGUUCUUGACCAUUCUCGGCCUACUGACCGCCUCCUUCGCCUCGUCCGUCAACGCAUUGAUUGGCACGCAGGGCUUUCUAUACGGUUUCGGAUUUCUGACACUCGCGUUUCCCAUCUUCAGCAUGCUGAAUGAGUGGUGGGUCACUCGUAAAGGCAUGGCAUUCGGCCUCAUGUCUGCAGCGUCUGGCGCGACAGGCACCGUCAUGCCGUUCAUCAUGGAGGCUCUGCUUGCCAAGUACGGCCGUCACACGACACUGCGGGCCAGCUCCGUGGCCAUGACCAUCCUUACCGCGCCGCUGCUUCCGCUCUUCAAGGGUCGCAUGCCCAUGGCUAGCCACCCAAGCCUGCCGCGGACGGAUUGGACGUUUGUGAAAAGACCAAUGUUCUGGGUAUAUGCGUGCGCCGUGCUGGUCCAGGGACUCGGAUUCUUCUUUCCUGUCGUGUUCUUGCCGUCGUAUGCAUCAUCCCUGGGCCUGUCCCCAUUUGAGGGAGCGAUACUCUUGGCGCUGCUGUCGAUUGCGCAGGUUCUCGGACAGUUUGUGCUCGGCUUUCUGUCGGAUAAGAGCUUUUCCGCCAGCUCUUUAGCCACGUCGUGCUGCGUCGCGACGGCGGCGGUCUCCUUCACGGCGUGGGGGCUGGCCAAGUCCAUGCCCCCUCUGGCCGUGUUCGCGCUCAUCUACGGCUUCUUCGGCUUCGGCUUCGGUACUCUACGUGUCGCCAUGGGUCGGGCCCUGAGCAACGAGCCUAGCACGGUCUUUGUGAUGUUCGCCAUCUUCAUAUUUCUGCAGGGAGUUGGCAAUGUCCUGGUCGGGCCGCUGAGCGCUGCCUUGAUGACAGACGCGACGGCACCGGAGCGAUUCGGAGCUGGGAAAUAUGACCGCGUCGUCGUGUUUACAGGGCUGACUUCAACGCUUGCCGGGAUGAUUAUUGGGGCAUCGCAGGGGGUUCAAUGGUUGAGGAGCGUGCUGCGAGAGUAA